AUGCCGUUCAUCCCAUACCCACUGACCACCGACGUUAAGCGACAGGGAGUGGAGAUCCCUGGUACUCGCAAGGAAGGACAGUCAGGAGUGUGGAGGAGCGCCAUCUUUGACCGGACCAUCCUCAGCGCGCCUGAUGAGCCUGGUACCCUCUACGAGCUGUUCGAACGAUCGGCCACAACAUACGGAAGUCGACCCCUCUUCCAACGUCGUGCUGAGCACCCAUCAUCCACUUCUCAGAACCCCAUCCUCACCAAAACCUUGAUCGCAACCUCUUACGCCGAGGUCAAAAUCAAGCGCGAUGCCGUCGGUUCUGCCCUGCUCGCUCUCGAGCGAGAGGGGUCUCUUAGGAAUGCCUCUUCAGAUGCCCCGGGUAGCAAAGCCACGCCUCUCGAGGUGACACACCCGGGCGUACCUCACUAUGGCGAUGAGAAUCGGAAGAAGGGCGGCGCGAGGCGAGGGUGGGCUGUCGGUGUCUGGAGUAAGAACCGGGAGGAGUGGCAGAUCACGGAUCUGGCUUGUCAGGCCUAUGGGCUCGUGGGAGUGAGCUUGUAUGAGACUUUGGGUCCCGAUGUUGCUCGGUAUAUCACCAAUCACUGUCCUCUAUCGGUCAUCGUCGCAUCUCGAGACCAUCUUACUUCUCUUCUCAAGCUUGCUCCCCAAUGCCCCUCCCUACGAGUUGUCGUCUCCAUGGACCCCCUCUCCUCCUCGGAGCAUAACGUUCUCAAACAAUGGGCCGACACUGUCGGUAUCACCCUUUUGACCUUUGAUGAGCUCUUGCAGAAAGGAUCUGGUGCGAACGCUGUCCAACCCGGGCCCGAGCCAGGAGAAGAGGCACUCGAGCUGAACAGAAUCGCAACCAUCUCUUACACCAGUGGUACUACCGGCGACCCCAAGGGUGUAGUCUUGACUACCGAAAACCUUCUCCGAACUACCAUCUCCAACGGUAAAGGUGUCAACCCUCGUCUGAUAGGACAAGAAUGGCAAUUCUUGUCAUUCUUGCCUCUGAGUCAUAUUUACGAACGAUUCGUCGAACUGGUCGUCAUGUACGCUGGAGGCACUAUCGGUUUCGCUUGUGGAGACGCUACCAAGUUUGGCGAAGACGCCCAGAUCUACAGACCUCACUUCCUGGUCGGAGUCCCUCGCAUGUGGAACAGGCUCCACGGAGCGGUGACGGAACAAAUGAACGCCGGCGGCCUCAAAGGCGCCCUUCUCUCCAAGGCGGUCAAUGCGAAGCUCGCCAGAUGGAGAGAGACUGGGGAGGUGACUUAUCCUCUCUACGAUGCCCUCGUCUUCCGAAAGAUUCAAGCACUCCUCGGUGGAAGAGUGCUGUUCAUGGGCUCCGGGGCUGCUCCUCUGCGAUCAGACGUUCACGAGCUCUUGAAAGUGUGCUUCGCCUGUGAAGUUGUGCAAGGCUUUGGUAUGACUGAGAGUGUCGGUACCGGUACAAGAGGUCUCGGUUGGGACAUCACAGCCCCCGGUACUUGCGGCGCCAUCCAGCCCUGCAACGAUCUCAAGCUGGUUGAUGUCCCCGACAUGGGCUAUAGGGCAAACGACAAGCCCAACCCUCGAGGAGAGCUGUGUAUGAAAGGGCUCAAUAUCACGCCUGGAUACUUGCACAACCCCAAAGCCACCAAGGAGACUAUCGACGAAGACGGCUGGCUUCACACCGGAGAUAUCGGCGAGAUCGACUCUGUCGGCAGGCUCAAGAUCAUCGACCGCCUCAAGAACGUGGUCAAGCUCUCCCAAGGCGAAUACGUCGCGCUCGAGAAGCUUGAAGGCCUUUACGCGCUUGACCCCCUCUUUGCUUCCUUCCUCGUGCACGGCGACUCUACCCGAUCGCACCUUAUCGCACUUGCUGUUCUCGAGCCCGACCAGGCGGCGGGGUUGAUCUCAAAGGUGAAGGGGGGCAAUGUUAAGGCGGGGGACCUGGAGGGGUUGGAGAAGGCUGUCAAUGAUAAGGAGAUCAGGAAGGCAGUUCUGAGGAACCUCGGGAAGACUGCUAGAAAGUACAAGCUCAAUGGAUUUGAAACGAUCAAGGGGGUCUACCUGACCGUCCAGCCCUUCUCCGAAGACAUCAUGACACCCACCUUCAAGAUCAAGCGCAACAUUGCUGCCAAGCGGUACUCCAGGGAGAUUGAAGAAGUCUAUGAGCGUGGGGAAGGCGAGGGGAACGAAGCUCUGAAGGAAGCUAAACUGUAA
Cryptococcus amylolentus CBS 6039 is the source of this 2199-nucleotide messenger RNA. RefSeq lists its product as hypothetical. Gene Ontology annotation, cellular component: endoplasmic reticulum; membrane. The coding region runs from base 1 to 2199 and encodes 732 amino acids. The transcript is spliced from 12 exons. The record is from RefSeq and is a predicted model, not a curated record. Gene Ontology annotation, biological process: long-chain fatty acid metabolic process. Gene Ontology annotation, molecular function: long-chain fatty acid-CoA ligase activity. NCBI's taxonomy places the organism in Eukaryota, Fungi, Basidiomycota, Tremellomycetes, Tremellales, Cryptococcaceae.